This is a messenger RNA of Eremothecium cymbalariae DBVPG#7215, 1302 nucleotides long. RefSeq lists its product as uncharacterized. The record is from RefSeq and is a predicted model, not a curated record. The transcript has a single exon. Lineage: Eukaryota; Fungi; Ascomycota; Saccharomycetes; Saccharomycetales; Saccharomycetaceae. Gene Ontology annotation, molecular function: LPPG:FO 2-phospho-L-lactate transferase activity. Bases 1 to 1302 code for a protein of 433 amino acids.
AUGAACGUAGUGGUACUAGGAGGGGGUACAGCCACAAAUCUGUUGGUGCCCUGUUUCGAUGAGGUUGCUAGUUCAUUAACUUAUAUACUUCCGAUAUCAGAUAACGGUGGAUCCACGUCGGAAAUACUUCGGGUGAUUGGAGGACCAGCAAUCGGAGAUAUUAGGUCGAGACUUGUGCGGGUGAUUAAUGAUCCGUUUUUGAUCCAGGUGCUUUCUUAUAGACUUCCUAAGGAUGGUGCAGUGGCCAAGGUGGAGUGGAAUGAUAUUGUGGAGGGUUCUCAUGCCAUUUGGUCUGGGGUUCCUGGUCCUCUACGGGAGUGUGUGAGGCCAUUCUUAGCACACAUUCAAUCUGAGCUUUUGAAACGAAGUAAGAUAUCUAAGCCGUUCCAGUUUGGUAAGGCUUCUAUUGGGAAUCUAUUCUUGACAGGAGCGCGGCUAUUCUUGGGGUCGUUAGAUGCGGCUAUAGAACUCGUGCUACGGAUAGGCAGGUGCGCAUCAACGGUAAGCGUGGUUCCAUGUAUUAACUCGAACCAUAUGUACCACAUAUCUGCGUUGCUCGAAAACGAUAUGAUUAUUACAGGCCAGUCCCAAAUCUCUCACCCUUCAAUACCAUUUAGUGACCGAUUUUCCGCAUCUUUCAAGAAUUGUGGGGACACUACGCCAACGUGGAACAACAUCCCCACAUUAAUGGCACCGUACACUAUUGAAGAUGAGGAGGAAGAAGAUGCUACACCGUUUUACAUACAUCCAGCUUUGAAGACAUCGCAGCUAUAUUUUGAGAAAAUGAUAGAUGAACAGCCUUUACCAGCUUGUGUCAAGAGGGUCUUUUACAUCAAUCCAUAUGGUGAAGAAAUAUUCCCAGUUGGUAAUUCAAGAGUUAUUCAAAAUUUGAAAAGGUGUGAUAUGUUGGUAUAUUCGAUAGGGUCUCUAAUGACAAGUUUGUUACCUAUGGUAAUCCUUGGAAAUUUGGCGGAGGCCAUUGUGGAAACAAAAAUGAAAAAAGUGCUAUUAAUAAACAACACGUAUGAUCGUGAAACGUUCGGCCUCACGGGCUUGCAAUACGUGAUGAUGAUACUUGACUCGAUGGAAACAGCUGUCACAAGAUACAAAAAAUCUAGAGCGAAAAUGGAUCACAUGAGAUGGCCUGCUACAGCAUAUAUUACUGACAUUGUAUAUCUAAAGAGGGGACAGAUAACUAUAGACCGUAAAAUAUUAGAAAGAAAGGGUAUACGGUUUCAUGAAGUGGAAUCAGAUAUAUUUGACAACAACCAAUUAAUAAAUAUCUUGAAAAAUAUCCAGUGA